CAUCUCUCUCUCUCAAGCCCAGAUUUUUGGUUUGAAAAAGAAAAAAGGAAAAAGAAAAAGAGAGACCCACGCCACGCAUAAGAAAAAACACACGCGUCCUCCAUUCUUCAAAGGCUCGAUUUUUUUUUUCCUCUCCUUGAUUCGAUUGGAUCAAGUCCACAAUGCCAGAAAACGAAGCUCUUAGAGAGAGAAAAUAUGCAAAUUUAAACGUUUUUGGAGAGAGAAAUAGAAUCAUGAUUUCUUAGUUAUUCCUCCCCUCCCUUUUUUGUCCUCUCGAUUAACCUAACCUAACCCUAGUUUUUUUCUUUGUUAAUUUUAAUUUUCUUUUCGGUUUAAAACAAACACGUGAUCGAAAUUUGGAUGUGUAUGGAUUGUCUGCGAGGUUGAGUCGGUGAUUGUGUUGCCAUAUAAUUUCCUCGCUUUUUUAUUUGGGGGAUUUUUCUUAAUUAGGGUUUCAGAUUAUAGUUAGGGUUCGAUUUUUCUUUUUUACUUAUUUGAAGUUUGAAUUGAUGGAGCCUCGUGUCGGUAAUAAGUUUAGGCUUGGUCGUAAGAUCGGUAGCGGCUCUUUUGGAGAGAUCUAUCUGGGUACGAACAUUCAGACAAAUGAAGAGGUUGCCAUUAAGCUUGAAAAUGUGAAGACAAAGCAUCCUCAGUUGUUAUAUGAAUCAAAGUUAUACAGGAUCCUGCAGGGAGGAAGUGGGAUUCCAAAUGUGAGAUGGUUUGGAGUUGAGGGAGACUAUAAUGUUCUGGUUAUGGAUUUGCUUGGACCUAGUCUUGAAGAUCUAUUUAGUUUCUGCAGUAGGAAACUCUCUUUGAAGUCCGUUCUCAUGCUUGCAGAUCAAAUGAUCAAUCGUGUCGAAUUUGUUCAUUCAAAAUCAUUCCUCCAUCGAGAUAUUAAGCCCGACAAUUUUCUUAUGGGCUUGGGAAGGCGUGCAAAUCAGGUCUACAUCAUUGACUUCGGUCUAGCUAAGAAAUAUAGAGACAGUUCAACUCAUCAACACAUUCCAUACAGGGAAAAUAAGAAUUUGACUGGAACUGCAAGAUAUGCAAGCAUGAACACACAUUUGGGCAUUGAGCAAAGCCGUAGGGAUGAUUUAGAGUCUCUUGGAUAUGUGCUUAUGUACUUCCUAAGGGGAAGUCUUCCUUGGCAAGGUCUGAAAGCUGGAACUAAGAAACAGAAAUACGAGAAAAUUAGUGAGAAGAAGGUUUCUACUUCAAUUGAGGCCUUAUGUCGAGGUUAUCCAACAGAAUUUGCAUCAUACUUCCAUUAUUGCCGUUCACUAAGAUUUGAUGAUAAGCCAGAUUAUUCUUAUCUCAAAAGAAUCUUUUGUGACCUCUUUAUUCGUGAAGGCUUCCAGUUUGAUUAUGUCUUUGAUUGGACCAUUUUGAAGUAUCAGCAAUCACAGCUGGCCACUCCUCCAGCUCGAGCCAUAGGCCCUGGUGCUGGAACUAGUUCUGCCAUGCCCCCUGCAAUUGCCAAUUCUGACAGACACCCUGCUGGUGAGGACAUGCGAGCAGCUGGUUUCUCAUCCAUAGAUUCCUCUAGGCGGAGAACAUCAGGACCCUUGAUGAAUUCUGGAAAUUAUGCAAAGCAGAAGAGUCCCAUUGCAAAUGAUCCUGCAAUUACCAAAGAAUCUAUGUUUGUGGGGCAGUCAGGUGGAUCAUCUUCAAGACGAGUUGCUGUUUCUAGCAGUCGUGAUGCGUUUGCUGGCAGUGAGGUUGACCCCCAACGUUCUCGUACAACUGAUGCUAGCCCUGGAGCAUUGCACAAAAUUACAAGUCGACAACGAAGUCCUGUUGAAUCUGCUGACCCUAACCGGACAUUGUCUGGGAGAAAUACCUCUAACGUCAAGAACUAUGAAGCUGCCCUCAAGGGAAUCAAGGGCCUGCAGUUUGAAAGUGAUGAGAGAAUUGAUUAUUAAAUGCUCAGCAAUAUGUUGUAAACCAUGAAAUGGUUGAUGUACUACUACAUUUUGUAACAGGGUAUGUUUUCUUUUUGGGGGGUUGGGGGGGGGGGGGUUUGAGUUUUCAAGUGGAAUUUGUAACUUGGAGCCCCUGAUGUAGACUCUCGUGCACCGAAAGCGUAAAUUUCUGCACUCAUGGAAAGCUUGUGAAGUGAAAUUUGACUGCAUCAAAAUUGUUGCCCGUGAAGGCUAGGUGUGUGGUAUGGCUAUUUUGCCAACGGUUUCAACUUACUUGUUUUUGUGGCGUCACUUUCAUUAUAAGAUUAUACUUUCAGGCGUCCAUAAGAUUAUGCUUUCUCAGUUAUCUGGAACUUCUUUUCUAGUUUUUGAGGUUUGAAACCUUGUGGCAUUGUAAAGUGUUUACCGUAUUCAUGCAACUCUUGUUCUUACCUUUUCUUUUCC
This is a messenger RNA of Durio zibethinus, 2366 nucleotides long. Lineage: Eukaryota; Viridiplantae; Streptophyta; Magnoliopsida; Malvales; Malvaceae. The record is from RefSeq and is a predicted model, not a curated record.